CGCGUGGAGAGAUCGACUGAGAAUUAGUGAGUGAACAAAGAGAACUCCCGGCAGCCAGCCGCGCGCCAGCGCCUCUCAGCUGCAUCAGGAGCCUCCAGAGGGUCAGGCCAAGGGUGCAGGCUGCUCCAUUGGGCCUCCCAAGGAAAAGAACUCAAGUAAAUAAUUGAUGGAGAUUGAUCGGACCCGAGACAAAGCAUUGCAGGAAACCAAUACAUCCGAUUUUAAGCGGUUUUGGAGUCUUCUGCCAAGUACAGGAAAUGGGAGUGGAGCAAGGAUUUUGAUGAGCCAGACUGACAAUUCUCCAUCUGGGGCGUGGCUCUGGCCUUUUUGUCUUCUUGCCUCCCACCCGCUACCCCGGCUCCCCAUCCUCACCUUCUCUCUUCUCUUUGAGUAACCACUCCGGUUACUUCUCUCCUGUCCUCCCUCCAAUCCCGCCCUCUUUCCAGCCCAGUCCGGUGAGGUCAGCUCAUGAAUACCACUGCACUUCCUGGGGAUCGUCUGGCACGGCUUGGUACCCGGACAUGGUCUGAUGCAGUUGCAGCUCCAGCCCAGUCAAGCAUCGCCGGCUAGGAACCCGCUCCCAGAGUUCCCAGUCUUUGUGGUUACCGCCUUUGUUUGGAGAACCAGAGUGGGUGUGGAUCCGGUGCAAGCAAGCCUGCUCAGCAAGAAAGUCAACACUACUAAGUUGAACUCUCCCUGAAAGAUAAACCCGGAGGUCUUCGAAAUAUCAGGAAGAAAGCAGUGUUGAUUUGCAUCAACUUCCUGGAAGCAGCACCUCUGCAGAGAUGUGAGAACUUCUGGAUUUAGAGGUUGAGAAACCGGCUUAGAAAGGAAGGUUGGUGGCAGAAAGGAGAGCAGAGGAUGAUCUAGCGAUGGACCGUUCCAUGUCGCAUCCGGUAGGUUCUUCCUAGACUGCCAUGAGUCAGCCACCGUCCGGGGGCGCUGCCCCAGCCGCAACCUCAGCUUCUGCUGCCGCCGCCGCAGCCACGGAGGCUCGCCUGCACCCGGAGGGCAGCAGCAGAAAGCAGCAGCGAGCUCAGUCACCUGCUAGGCCUAGGGACAAUUCUUUCCGACAGACCGCCGCGGCCACGCGGUCCCCGCUCGGGGUCGGCACGAAACUCAAUUCCGUCCGGCAGCAGCAGCUGCAGCAGCAACAGCAGCAGCAACAGCAGGGUACCAAGAUCCCCGGUCGCAGCGCCUCUGGGGCCGGCUCUAGAGGAUGCGGAGGCGGGGCGGAGAAGGCGACGCCCGCGGUACCCAAAGGGGCUGCUCCCGGAGCUGUCCAGCCCGCGCCUGGUGCUGAAGGGUCCCCCGCGGCGAUCCUGGCCUCUGUGAGCGGCAGGAGGCCCGGGCCACCCGAGGACCCACCCCGGGAGAUAGAGUCGGUGCCCUCGAAAGUCGGGGAACCCCCUCCGCUCGGGGGAGGAGGGGGAGGGGGCGGGGAAGGAGGAGGAGCCGGCGGCGGCCCGGGGGACCGGGAGGGGGGCGCUCCGCAGCCGCCACCGCCCAGGGUUUGGCGAGGGAAAGGCGUCCGCGCCUCGCAGAGGGGUAGCAGCGGCGGGGAGGGGGUAUCCCCUUCGCCAUCCACCGCUGCUACAAGCAGAGCCCCCGGCCCCGGCAGCAGAAACUCUGGAAGCGGCGUCGCAGGGGGCGGCAGCGGAGGUGGAGGGAGCUACUGGAAGGAGGGAUGUCUGCAGUCUGAGCUCAUCCAGUUCCAUCUCAAGAAGGAGCGGGCGGCGGCGGCGGCGGCGGCGGCGGCCGCGGCUCAGAUGCACACUAAAAACGGCGGCGGCGGCAGCCGCAGCUCCCCGGUGGCCGGCGCCCCUGCCAUCUGUGAGCCCCUUGUGGUCCCCUCCUCCUCCUCGUCCUCCUCCUCCCCAAUGGCGGCCGCGGCCGAGGGCCCCCAACAGAGCGCAGAGAGCAGCGGCGGCAGCGGCGGGGCCAUGCAGGCGGCGGCUCCCCCCUCGUCGCAGUCCCACCCGCCGCAGCUCCAGGAGCAGGAGGAGAUGCAGGAGGAGAUGGAGAAGCUGCGGGAAGAGAACGAGACUCUCAAGAACGAGAUCGAUGAGCUGAGGACCGAGAUGGACGAGAUGCGAGAUACUUUCUUCGAGGAGGACGCCUGUCAGCUGCAGGAAAUGCGCCAUGAGUUGGAGAGAGCCAACAAAAACUGCCGGAUCCUGCAGUACCGCCUCCGCAAAGCCGAGCGCAAAAGGCUCCGUUACGCGCAGACCGGGGAAAUUGAUGGCGAGCUGUUGCGCAGCCUGGAGCAGGACCUCAAGGUUGCAAAGGAUGUAUCUGUGAGACUCCACCACGAACUGGAAAAUGUGGAAGAAAAAAGGACAACAACAGAAGAUGAAAAUGAGAAGCUGAGGCAGCAGCUUAUAGAAGUUGAAAUUGCAAAGCAAGCCUUACAGAAUGAACUGGAAAAAAUGAAGGAGUUAUCCUUAAAAAGAAGAGGAAGUAAAGAUUUGCCAAAAUCUGAAAAAAAGGCUCAACAGACUCCCACAGAGGAGGACAAUGAGGAUUUGAAGUGCCAGCUGCAGUUCGUUAAGGAAGAAGCUGCCCUGAUGAGAAAGAAAAUGGCCAAGAUCGAUAAAGAAAAGGACAGAUUUGAGCACGAACUCCAGAAGUACAGAUCCUUCUAUGGGGAUCUGGACAGUCCUCUACCCAAAGGAGAAGCUGGGGGACCUCCCAGCACCAGGGAGGCCGAGCUCAAGCUGAGGCUGCGGCUGGUGGAGGAAGAGGCCAACAUCCUGGGCAGGAAAAUAGUGGAACUCGAGGUGGAGAACCGAGGCCUGAAGGCCGAACUGGACGACCUGCGGGGCGAUGACUUCAAUGGCUCGGCCAACCCCCUCAUGAGGGAGCAGAGCGAGUCCUUGUCGGAGCUGCGGCAGCACCUGCAGCUGGUGGAGGACGAGACCGAAUUGCUGCGGAGGAACGUGGCCGACCUGGAGGAGCAGAACAAACGCAUCACCGCGGAGCUCAACAAAUACAAGUACAAGUCCAGCGGCCACGACAGCUCCAGGCACCACGACAGCGCCAAGACCGAGGCGCUGCAGGAGGAGCUGAAGGCGGCGCGCCUGCAGAUCAACGAGCUGAGCGGCAAGGUCAUGCAGCUGCAGUACGAGAACCGCGUGCUCAUGUCCAACAUGCAGCGCUACGACCUGGCCUCACACCUGGGCAUCCGCGGCAGCCCCCGCGACAGCGACGCCGAGAGCGACGCGGGCAAGAAGGAGAGCGACGACGACUCCCGGCCUCCCCAUCGCAAGCGCGAAGGGCCGAUCGGCGGCGAGAGCGACUCGGAGGAGGUGCGGAACAUCCGCUCUCUCACGCCCACCCGCUCCUUCUACCCGGCACCCGGACCCUGGCCCAAGAGCUUCUCCGACCGACAGCAGAUGAAGGACAUCCGCUCCGAGGCCGAGCGCCUGGGAAAGACCAUCGAUCGGCUCAUCGCGGACACGAGCACCAUCAUCACCGAGGCGCGCAUCUACGUGGCCAACGGGGACCUGUUCGGACUGAUGGACGAGGAGGACGACGGCAGCCGCAUCCGGGAGCACGAGCUGCUCUACCGCAUCAAUGCACAGAUGAAGGCCUUCCGCAAGGAGCUGCAGACCUUCAUCGACCGCCUGGAGGUGCCCAAGUCUGCGGAUGACCGCGGCGCCGAGGAGCCCAUAUCCGUGAGUCAGAUGUUCCAGCCCAUCAUUUUACUUAUUCUCAUCCUUGUAUUAUUUUCUUCGCUUUCUUACACAACAAUAUUUAAACUUGUCUUCCUUUUCACACUGUUUUUUGUACUGUAAGCCCUUCAUCGUU
Molecule: messenger RNA, 3810 nt
Organism: Onychomys torridus (southern grasshopper mouse)
Lineage: Eukaryota; Metazoa; Chordata; Mammalia; Rodentia; Cricetidae
Gene: Mtcl3
Product: SOGA family member 3
Exons: 7
Coding region: 918-3797 (959 amino acids)
Biological process (GO): regulation of autophagy
Source: RefSeq, a predicted model, not a curated record